Molecule: messenger RNA, 207 nt
Organism: Cyclocybe aegerita
Lineage: Eukaryota; Fungi; Basidiomycota; Agaricomycetes; Agaricales; Hemipholiotaceae
Source: the annotation of a GenBank genome assembly
AUGUCGACCCUACCACCCGACGUCACCGGCAGGUCCAAUGAAUCAUUUUUCGCGAACAUCCUAACACCUGGCAGCAUCCAUGUCUUCGCCCUCAUGGCAAUUGAACUGUGUCUUUGGGCCAGCGUCAAGUGGUUCGUUAGCGAGCUGAAGAAAGUGCCAGUUCAGGUGGAAGCAGAGCAAGAUGAAGGAAAGCUGAAGGAAGAGUAA